Messenger RNA from Punica granatum (pomegranate), 2009 nucleotides. The record is from RefSeq and is a predicted model, not a curated record. Lineage: Eukaryota; Viridiplantae; Streptophyta; Magnoliopsida; Myrtales; Lythraceae.
AGAGGAGAAAGUCAGUAGCACAGUAGAGAGAGAGAAAGAGAGAGCAAGCUUUUCUCUCUCUCACCAUCAUCGCCUUUUCCAUGGCCGCCAGGAGGAUCUCAUCGCUGCUCUCCCGCUCUAUCCCAUCCAGCACAACCGCCUCCUCCCGUGCUCUGCUGCGCAAUGGAAAGUGGAAUAAACCAGGCUUUGAAUCAGGAAUCAGGAACCACAGCACCGCUGCUGUCCUCGAGGAGCCGAUAAGUCCGGGCGUCUCAGUGAACUACACUCAGCUAAUGAUUAAUGGAAAGUUCGUGGAUGCAGCGUCAGGAAAAACCUUCCCGACGUUGGACCCGAGGACAGGGGAGGUGAUCGCCCAUGUUGCUGAAGGGGAUGCUGAGGACGUGAACCGGGCCGUUUCGGCUGCUCGUAAGGCAUUCGAUGAAGGGCCAUGGCCGAAAAUGACAGCAUAUGAAAGAUCAAUGGUGCUUCUGCGGUUCGCGGAUUUGCUGGAAAAGCAUAACGAUGAGAUAGCAACGCUUGAGACAUGGGACAAUGGAAAACCAUUUGAACAGGCUGCGAAAAUCGAACUCCCGAUGAUCGCACGCCUCUUCCGGUACUAUGCAGGUUGGGCGGAUAAGAUUCACGGGCUUACAGUCCCAGCUGAUGGGCCCUAUCAUAUUCAGACCUUGCAUGAGCCGAUCGGUGUGGCCGGUCAGAUCAUCCCGUGGAACUUUCCCUUGUUGAUGUUUGCGUGGAAGAUCGGCCCUGCCUUAGCUUGUGGCAACACUGUUGUACUGAAGACCGCAGAGCAGACUCCCCUUUCUGCUUUAUAUGCAACUAAGCUGCUUCAUGAGGCUGGGCUUCCCGAGGGUGUUGUGAAUGUGAUUUCAGGCUUCGGACCAACUGCUGGAGCAGCACUUGCCAGGCAUAUGGAUGUGGACAAGCUGGCAUUCACGGGAUCAACUGAAACCGGGAAAGUCAUACUUGAACUGGCAGCAAAGAGCAACCUCAAGCCAGUGACUCUGGAACUCGGAGGAAAAUCCCCCUUUAUCGUAUGUGAGGACGCCGAUGUCGAUCAGGCUGUUGAGCUUGCCCAUUUUGCUCUUUUCUUCAAUCAGGGACAAUGCUGCUGUUCUGGAUCUCGCACUUAUGUCCAUGAGAGCGUGUAUGAUGAAUUCCUCGAGAAAGCUAAGGCUCGUGCCCUGAAGCGUAUUGUUGGCGAUCCAUUCAAGAAGGGCAUUGAACAAGGUCCUCAGAUUGAUAACAAACAAUUCGAGAAGAUUUUGAAGUACAUAAGAUCAGGAAUUGAAAGUGGAGCUACCCUUGAAACUGGAGGAGAAAGGCUUGGUUCCAAGGGAUACUAUAUUCAGCCUACAGUUUUCUCAAAUGUGAAGGAGGAUAUGGUUAUUGCUCAGGAUGAGAUAUUCGGUCCUGUGCAAUCUAUUUUGAAAUUCAAGGACCUCGAUGAGGUGAUACAGAGGGCGAACAACACUCGGUAUGGGCUAGCUGCAGGAGUCUUCACAAAGAACAUUGACACCGCUAACACAUUGACCCGGGCUUUACGUGCGGGGACUGUCUGGGUCAAUUGCUUUGAUGUCUUUGACGCGGGGAUCCCAUUUGGUGGGUACAAGAUGAGCGGAAUUGGGAGGGAGAAGGGAGAGUACGGUCUCAAGAAUUACUUGCAGGUCAAGGCAGUUGUUACUCCUCUAAAGAACGCGGCAUGGCUCUGAGCUCUAAAACCCCUCCCUUUCGUUUUCCGUUCUACUUCUUAGAUUCACACCCUCAAGGAAUAAGACUCGAACAUAAGACGUGCCGACUGUGGUUGUUGAAGGCUGUGAUUGAUCCAAUUUGGACGACGACGAUGACUCAUGACGAUGAAAGCUGAUGAAAGUACCUUUUAGUACCCCGUUUUCAUGUACCUUUUUCAUCAUUCAUGGCGUGGCCCAUUUCAUUAACGGGUCUUAUUGAUGGCUUCUAUUUUCAUCUAAUUGAAUCUCAAUAAUGGAAAAUGCAAAUGCUUUAUGGUUCCA